Molecule: messenger RNA, 904 nt
Organism: Cheilinus undulatus (humphead wrasse)
Lineage: Eukaryota; Metazoa; Chordata; Actinopteri; Labriformes; Labridae
Exons: 6
Coding region: 143-751 (202 amino acids)
Biological process (GO): regulation of apoptotic process
Source: RefSeq, a predicted model, not a curated record
UGGAUCAGGAAGAGCAGAAUCACGUUAGUCUUCACGCGCGGCGCCUUGAGAGUUGGCGGGGAGAAAGUUUGUAUCCUUUCAACACGUCAUCUUUGAAUCUGUACUUUUUUCAGCCGAGCGAAAACCCACAGCUAAAAAGAUCAUGGAUAAAGUGAUGUCAUUGGUGAAAAACCUUGCAUCAUCUGAGCCAACGGUGGACACUGAUGAUGGCAGUGUUGUCACUAACAGAGACAUUAACAUAAAUUCCAAGUGCCUCAAGAUGAAGAUUGAAACAGAGAGUGAUGAUGUACGAAAACCUGGGAAUACAGCUGCACCAACCAACCAAACAGAUUACACUGCUAAAGGCGGCAGUGUGAUCUGCACUGAUAAAAUAACCGGGACCAUUGAUGAAGUUGAUCUGUCAGUGUCUGUGAAAAAGCCAAAAGUAAGUCCAGCAAAAGUAGAUGAGACAAAGGUUCCUUCUUCUCAGGGCACUGCUGUGGCAUUCAUCCUUGAACACAAGUUGGAGCUCAUCGACUGCCUGAGGGCUGACCACUCCUUCAUUCUGCAGCAUGUGCAUGCCAAACACAUCAUCACAGACAGACAAUACCAGAACAUUAAGCAUAUCUACCAGCCAGAGAAAGCUGUUACUGAGCUCAUUGAUACAGUGAUCGGUAAAGGUGAAGAAUCUUGCUCUCUUUUUCUUCAGGUUCUCAAAGAGCCUGAUGUUUUUAGCACAUAUCCACGACUCAGAGAAAUAAAGUAUGAUUAGCAAUAAUUCAAUCAAAUUUCAGUAGACAGCUUUAUAUUUGAACUAUGGUGCAAGUUUAUGAAAUUUAAACAUUAUGCCAAAUUUAAACAUUAAAACCUGUCUGUGUUCAUGUUUUUGUAACAGCCAAAUUUUAUAAAUAAAAAUUUCAAAUCA